Molecule: messenger RNA, 1377 nt
Organism: Phyllopteryx taeniolatus (common seadragon)
Lineage: Eukaryota; Metazoa; Chordata; Actinopteri; Syngnathiformes; Syngnathidae
Gene: fhl2a
Product: four and a half LIM domains 2a
Exons: 6
Coding region: 179-1018 (279 amino acids)
Cellular component (GO): Z disc; nucleus
Molecular function (GO): transcription coregulator activity
Source: RefSeq, a predicted model, not a curated record
AAAGCCAAUAACCACCCACCCACUCUUAAUGUUGCGCCUCCCCCAUUUUCAAUUAGCCCCUCAUGGGCGGAGUAAUGCAAUUGACUAGAGCUCUCCCCGAGAGUCGAGCCUCAGUCUGAUCCAGACUCCGCACAGGCGCAAACUCCUCACACGGGAAGGUGAUCCGCCGUGGGUGAAAAUGACAGAGCGCUACGACUGCCACUACUGCAAGGAGUCCCUGUUCGGGAAGAAGUACGUCCUGCGAGAGGACAAUCCCUACUGUGUGAAAUGUUACGAGAGCCUGUACUCCAACACCUGCGAGGACUGCAAGAAGCCCAUUGGUUGCAAUACCAGAGAUCUGUCUUACAAAGACCGCCACUGGCACGAGGACUGCUUCAAGUGCUUCCAGUGCAAGCGCUCCCUGGUGGACAAGCCCUUCUCCACCAAGGACGAGCAGCUCCUGUGCACCGAGUGCUACUCCAACGAAUACUCCUCCAAGUGCCACGAGUGCAAGAAAACCAUCAUGCCUGGCUCCAGGAAGAUGGAGCACAAGGGCAACAGCUGGCACGAGACCUGCUUCACCUGCCAGCGAUGCCAGCAGCCCAUCGGCACCAAGAGUUUCAUCCCCAAGGACAACUCCAACUUCUGCGUGCCCUGCUACGAGAAGCAGUUCGCCAUGCAGUGCGUGCACUGCAAGAAGCCCAUCACCACUGGCGGCGUGACCUACCGCGACCAGCCUUGGCACAAGGACUGCUUCCUGUGCACUAGCUGCAAGCAGCAGCUCUCUGGCCAGAGGUUCACCUCCAGAGACGACUUUGCCUACUGCCUCAACUGCUUCUGCAACCUCUACGCCAAGAAGUGUGCUUCCUGCACCACCCCCAUUAGCGGCCUCGGAGGCAGCAAGUACAUUUCCUUCGAGGAGCGCCAGUGGCACAACGACUGCUUCAACUGUAAGAAGUGCUCCGUGUCCCUGGUGGGCCGCGGCUUCCUGACCGAGCGUGACGACAUCCUGUGCCCGGAGUGCGGCAAAGACAUCUGAAGGCCGCCGCCGCCGCCGCCGCUCGCAGAAAUUAACAUGAAAACGAACAUCAAGCAGACGCGGCACAUACUGUAGUGUCUUUACGUCCUUCUAAUGUACAUUGUUGUACGGCAUGAUUACUCUUUUGACUAGAACUGAUGACAAAAAAAUGCUAACAGAAUAUCUACUUGCAUGAAUGAAGUCUUGUCUCGAAUCGACAUGAAUGCAGAUUGCACGCUUCUAACUUUACUAAUCCCUGCGUCGUGUACGGAUAAGUCUCUGUGCAACACUUGUUGACUUUUGUGUCAAACGUAGAUGUGCAUGGAGUCAGCUUUUUGGACUUUAGAAUGACUCAAAAUAAAAGCGUUAACAAGGCAUAA